Molecule: messenger RNA, 1473 nt
Organism: Talaromyces rugulosus
Lineage: Eukaryota; Fungi; Ascomycota; Eurotiomycetes; Eurotiales; Trichocomaceae
Exons: 3
Coding region: 1-1473 (490 amino acids)
Biological process (GO): transmembrane transport
Molecular function (GO): transmembrane transporter activity
Source: RefSeq, a predicted model, not a curated record
AUGAAUGACAACGCGACAGCUGCUAAACAGGGCGAAUUCCCCACGGCACAACUCUUCUUGCUUGCGCUGUGCCGAAUUGCAGAGCCCGUGGCGCUUACGUCGGUCUUUCCCUAUGCCUACGAUUUCAUGCAGUAUUUGCUGGGCGCCAAGACGUCAAAUGCUGCCUUUUAUGCCGGCGUAUUCAUUGCAGUGUUCUCGCUCGCCGAAUCCUUAACUGGCUUUUGGUGGGGAGCUCUUUCAGAUCGCGUCGGAAGAAAGCCUGUCCUGCUGCUUGGCUGUGGAGGAACUAUGAUUUCUUUGUUCGUCCUGGGCUUCUCGUCGAACAUAUGGAUGGCCGUGCUGGGGAGAGCACUCGGUGGUGCCCUGAAUGGCAAUAUCGGAGUUGUUCAAACUAUGGUCGGGGAAAUGGUCACACGUCCGGAGCAUGAACCCCGAGCGUAUGCCGUGAUGCCCUUCUUUUUCAGUAUCGGAUGCACACUAGGACCCGCCAUUGGAGGCUUUUUUGCCAGCCCAGCAGAGAGUGAGCUCCCUCUGUUUGGGAAAAGUCGACUUUUUCAGCAGUUUCCUUACCUUUUGCCAAAUCUCAUUUGCGCUGGAAUGGUCUUCCUGACGAUGCUCUUUGCCUCGGUGGCCUUGAAAGAAACACAUCCCAAUCUGCGGCACCGAAAGACAAAGUACGUUUUCUGGGAGCAUCGCCAUGAUGAGUCUAGCGAGACACCACUUCUUUACCCAGUUAGCUCUGAGGUGGAAGAACCGUCAUAUGGGGCGACCAGCACCGGGGAGGAAGAACCACACCCUAUUCCAGCUAGUUUUAAUCCAUUUAGAGGACUUGGGAUAAACGUGUGGAUGCUAGUGGCUGCAAUUUGCUUGCUCAGCAGUCAUACUGUUACCUAUAUCCAGCUUCUUCCUAUUUUUCUUCGAGACCCGCCCGACACCAGCGUUCCGCCGCACUAUAUGGGUGGAGUUGGUGGUCUCGGUAUGAGUCUAACACAAGUUGGACUUGUAAUGGGACUCAACGGUAUUAUCGGGUUAGUAGUUCAACUACUUUUCCCUUUUUUUACGGAACGUGUCGGCAUCCAAUCGACCCUCCUGCUGGUGACCACACUGCACCCUAUUUCAUACUUUUGCGUACCCUACCUGGCAUUCAUUCCUACAAGCACAUGGCGAACGAUCGGCCUCUAUACCUGGUUGACGAUGCGAAACGUCUUCUCAACCUUUACCUACCCAAUUCUUUUGAUAUACAUCAAACGGUGGACCCCAGAUACUCUUAUGCUUGGCCGCGUGAAUGGACUGGUUGCAAGUGCUGGGGCAGCAUGCCGUACAGUUUCACCGGCAGCGGCUGGCUUACUACAGACUAUCGGUCAACAUCAUCAUUUCAGUGCUUUGGCAUGGUGGGGAUCAGGAAUAGUAGCUCUGGUUGCUGCUGUACAGUGCUGGUUUAUCAACACUCCACCUGAGGAGGACAAUGAAUAA